Messenger RNA from Ilex paraguariensis (yerba mate), 567 nucleotides. The record is from the annotation of a GenBank genome assembly. NCBI's taxonomy places the organism in Eukaryota, Viridiplantae, Streptophyta, Magnoliopsida, Aquifoliales, Aquifoliaceae.
AUGUCCUCUUCACCUUUACAACAGAGAAUUGCUUUGCUUCUUGUUAUUGAACUACUCGGUGACAACAAUGGACCAUUGCAGCUCAUUCUGCUAGGAAGGCUGCUUGUCACCAUCAGUUGCAAGUCUGCAAAUGGAGGACUCGAGACACGAGUGGCUGGUGAUGUCGAUAAGAAUGGGAAAUUCAAUGUAUCUCUUAUUCGAGUGAUUUUACAAGAUGGAGAAUUGAAAGACGAAUGCUUUGCACAGCUUCACAGUGCCUCAGGUGCGCCUUGUCCUGUCCGCGAUUUCCAAAAGGCCUUGAAGUUAAUCAUCAAGUCCAAAGACAAAGGAAAACUAAUACUAGGUCUGGAUGGAAACAUGAAAUUCUCUCCAGCUACAUGCACUUAUGUUGUUUUUGUGGCCUUGUUUCAGUACCCACCAUUGCCUAAGCUGCCACCAUUACCAGGAACACCAAUUGAAUAUCCUGAGUAUCUGCCACCACCACCAGAGGUUCCUCCACCCACUCCAGUUUAUGCAAUGUCACCUCCACAACCAGCACGAGUAUACAAGGAGUCACUUCCUCCAUGA